Molecule: messenger RNA, 372 nt
Organism: Entamoeba histolytica HM-1:IMSS
Lineage: Eukaryota; Evosea; Mastigamoebida; Endamoebidae
Exons: 1
Coding region: 1-372 (123 amino acids)
Source: RefSeq, a predicted model, not a curated record
AUGAUUCCUGUAUCACCUAAACAGUCAGACAAGUCUCAGUCAACUCAAUUUCUUUAUUCUCCAAUUUAUCAGAACCAGCCUGUCUCACCUUUUAAUGGUUUAUCACCUAAUUAUGGAGGUUAUCAAUCAUCUCCUGUUCAAAUAGUGUAUGUAAGUGAACCUCAAGCAAAACUAUUAUUUGUAUUAGGAUUUAUAUUUUGUUGUUUAUGGCCAAUUAAUGCAUGUUUAUACCGUCAUUCAACAAAUAAACAAAUUCAACAAUGGGUUCAAUUGUCUAUACUUUGUUUUUUCCUUUCAUUAAUUUUAUUUUCAUUAGUAAUUAUCUUUGUAGUUAUUGGAAUCAAUUAUGAAUUGUUCGCAUCACUUAAUUGA